Molecule: messenger RNA, 3148 nt
Organism: Xiphophorus maculatus (southern platyfish)
Lineage: Eukaryota; Metazoa; Chordata; Actinopteri; Cyprinodontiformes; Poeciliidae
Product: transcriptional coactivator YAP1-like
Exons: 9
Coding region: 292-1485 (397 amino acids)
Biological process (GO): positive regulation of transcription by RNA polymerase II; hippo signaling
Cellular component (GO): nucleus; cytoplasm
Molecular function (GO): transcription corepressor activity; transcription coactivator activity; protein binding
Source: RefSeq, a predicted model, not a curated record
CCUCCGCACUAUCACAUGAAUCUGGACUGAAACGCUGGAUGGGAAAAGUUUAGAGGUCUCGGUGAAAUCGCUCUUCCCCGGCCAGUUUUGUUGUGCGCCCUGCCUCGCCCUUUACAGGGUUUUUACUCCACCGUCCGUCUCGGGGAAAACAGAGUCGGCUUGAGCGUUUUCCAGACUGGGAUUUCUUUUUCUCCCUGCAGAAACACACAGGGGAGGAGAAGGAGGAGGAGGAGGAGGAGUGGGGACGCUCUGGCUGCUUGAGAUACGUUUCGAUUCCAAACUUUGGGCGACAUGGACGCGCACCGCGGCGCGCCUCCGGCGGGGCAGCAGGUCGUGCACGUCCGCGGGGACUCCAAGACGGAGCUGGAGGCCCUCUUCAACGCGGUGAUGAACCCCAGCAAGGCGACCAGGCAGCCCCCGUCCGUGCCCAUGAGGAUGAGGAAGUUUCCGGACUCUUUCUUCAAGCCGCCGGAGCCCAGGGGCCACUCCAGACAAGCCAGUUCAGACGGAGGCUUGUGCGGCUCCCUCGCCCCUCAUCACGUCCGCGCUCAUUCCUCCCCGGCCUCCCUCCCAGUCAACUCCCUCUCUGCUCAAGCAGAUGCAGAUGCAGCGGCCACACCAAUCAUACCCGAUGAUGUGCCACUCCCCGACGGUUGGGAGAUGGCCAAGACGUCCACUGGCCAACGGUACUUCAUCAACCACGUGCACAGGACGACCACAUGGCAGGACCCCCGCCUCUCGCAGCUUCAGUCGGCUGCAGCCCAGCAUCAGAUCGCCUGCACCCCGAGCCACGCCCACUCCUUCAGCAACCCAGCUCCCACUACGCAACCAAAAAAUAUUGUUCCUGAGACAGGUCCACUGCCUGAAGGCUGGGAGCAGGCUGUGACUACAGAUGGAGAGAUGUACUACAUUGAUCACAUAAAUCAGGCCACCACAUGGGACGACCCGCGUCUAGCCCCGAAGGUGAACCCGGCCAUCCUCAGUUUGGCAAUGCAGCAAAGACUUGAAAAGCUCAGACUGAAGCAGGGCAUCCCUCCACAAUUUGCCCCACAGUUAAAUGAAACUAAGCAUACACGCAUCCAGGUGCAGGAGGCGGGAGGGAGCAACCAGAUGCCCGGCGGGAUGGACCAUGACAGAAGCGCACAGAUGCUUGUCCCGUCAGUGGAUAUCAGGAUCAGGGCCCUAAACCAAGAGCCUAACCUUAAUGGGGCUCACUCUCGCAACGAAAGCACUGACAGUGGCCUGAGUGUCAGCAGCUUAUCACGCACGUCGGACCACAUGUUGAGCUCUGUGGAUCACAUGGACACUGGUGACUCAAGUGAGCCUCCCUCAAUGGGCCUGCAAGAGUCGAUGCCCGUGCUGCCGAUAAAUGAGGACCUGAUGCCCGGCAUCCCCGACAGUUUGACUUCAGACAUGUUGAUGGAAAUGGACACAGUUCUCUCCGGGCCGCACAUGGACAGGGACAGCCUACUCACCUGGCUAUAGACGCAAGCAGCCGCCAUCCGUUUUGAGUGUGGUUUGAAAUCAAGCUUUAGUAGCAUGACUGAGAAUUCUGGAAAAUUUGAGUCGGAUUUAAAAGUGGUGCAGAACAGCUACUCGGAGAGAAUAUGCUACAGAUGUAUGUGAUGGAUAUCUACUUACAGAAUUCACUUCCUGGCGUUUGUUAAAAAAAAACAAAAACAAAUGACUCUCACAAAAGCUGGAGGUUUUCUCUUUUUGGGUCUGGUUUUUGCAAAUGCUCCUCUUCUUUUCAUCCUGGUCCUCCAUCCAAAGUCACACUUGGGAUUGCCACAAAACAGGUUUGAACACAAAACCUGUUAAAAUAGCAUUAAUGUAACAUAAAGAUUUUAUUUAACAAAAUAAUAAAACAUUUUUAAAAAAAAAAAGGUUUAAUGCUCCUAAAUUAGCCAAGUGACUUGUGAAAGUUAAAAGCAGCAUCUCAUGCUACUACCUCUGAGCAACUUGUGAUUUUAUUACAUGUACUCUGAGUUGUAUUUUUUAAAACAACUUUUAACAACAUUUUUGGCGUAAAGUGAGCAAAGAAUCAAAGGAUUUUUUUAGGUAAAAACUACGAUAGUUUCGAAAUCUCUGGGCAUCUCUUCUUAAAACGGAGGGAAUGGUGCCCUCUUGUGGCGAGUCAGAAAAUAACAUUUCCUCCCUAAACCUACAUCAGUUGCGCAAGUUUAAAAAUAAGUAAAAGAUUCUCAGGAUCUGUCUGCCUGAAUCAAUAAAUCCAGCCGACUCGAAAGCAUACUGCCAAUGUAUUAGUUUUGAACAUUAAAUAUGUACUUUUAAAACUUUGAGACUUCAAUAUAUAAGCAAAUGAGCACAUGAUCAGGGUGAGGUCCAACAUAAUGCAGGAUCUCCACAGAAAACUGUAAGGACGAUUCAUCAGUUUUUUGUUUCGUGUUUGUUUUUGAUUCUUAGAUUUUCUUUUCUCAAUAAUGAUUAAAAAAAACCUUGCGGAAAAAAAAAAAUCAUAUCGAUAUUGUCCACCAAUAUUUGGGUAAUUUUAAAACACUUUUAGUAUUUAGUUUUUUUGUUUGUUUGUUUGUUUAUUCCAAUAUUUUUAUUGUAGACUUCUAUUCCAUGCCAGCAUUGAACAUGAGCUUCACAGGUGCAGUAUUUAUUUGGGAUUUCUAAUGAACUCACAGUGCUGAUAGUUGUUUCAUUUUCAUUCUACCAAACUCUUGUUUUGCAAAAAAUUUUCUCUAGUUGCCAUCUGACCUAGGAAAUGCAUGAGGAAUAAUAUUCACAGCCUAAGAUUUUUGCAAUUAUUAUUAUUCCAUAACGCCUUUAUACUGGAUUGGAACAUUCCUAGUAUUCCCCAUCUUUAGUUUGAGCUGUAUCCAUUCAAUGGGUCAAUAUGAAAGACACUCAAAUAGUGACAGCCUCUUUUUUCAUCUCAUCAGCUUUAAAGUGUAUAAAAUUCUCACUUUCUCCUUGACUUCCAACAUUUUAGAUGCUACUUUUUCAUUUAUUUCUGAAAAUCUGUUCCAUAUACUGAAUAUUUCUUGAUCCAGUAUUUUCUUUUUAUUCUGCUUUUCACUCAAAAGUCAUGGCAGUGAAUGUUGUUGGUGUCAAAGCAUCAGAAAGUGAGAUUCAAGUGUUUUGUGGAAAGGAAUGUCUAACUUGGCAAACUAGCCGC